Messenger RNA from Rhinolophus ferrumequinum (greater horseshoe bat), 2340 nucleotides. RefSeq names its product Butyrophilin-like protein 10 (gene BTNL10P). The record is from RefSeq and is a predicted model, not a curated record. Gene Ontology annotation, biological process: regulation of cytokine production; T cell receptor signaling pathway. Gene Ontology annotation, cellular component: external side of plasma membrane. Bases 131 to 1864 code for a protein of 577 amino acids. Gene Ontology annotation, molecular function: signaling receptor binding. Lineage: Eukaryota; Metazoa; Chordata; Mammalia; Chiroptera; Rhinolophidae. The transcript has 8 exons.
UGUUGCAACUGCCAAAAAGGCACAGUUGCUUAUUUUUUGCAAAAAGGUAGUAGGAAGAUUCCACAGAAACUGGGGGACUCAGCUGUUUACACUGGGUUUCUGGGUUCUGGGCCCGUAUCACCACCUGUGGAUGGUGUGGUUCAUUUGUUUUAUACCUGAGACUUGCAGAGCACUAAGUGGAUUUCCUCCACACCAACAGAAUUUCUCUGGGAAGCCUGCACGUGGACUCGGGUUUGCAAGGAUGAAAAAGACCUGUAGUUCAGACACCUUUCCGCCCAGGCUCUCCGUCCUCCUCGUCCUCCUGCAGCUCCUGUCCAGCUCCGCCACUGCACAUGGGAAGGCUGACUUCACCGUCUCUGGGCCUGGCGAGCCCAUCUGGGCCAUGGUGGGGGCAGACGCAGACCUGCCGUGUCAUCUAUCCCCUAACAUCAGUGUUGAGGAUAUGGAGAUGCGGUGGUACAGAGACCAGCCUUCCCAGGCGGUGCACGUGCACAAGAAAGGCAAGGACAUGCAGGAAGAGCAAAUGGUGAGGUAUCGCGGAAGGACAUCCUUGGCGAGGGCUGGGCUGGCCCAGGGUCAAGCCACAGUGAGGAUAUACAAUAUCAGCGCUUUGGAUAAUGGGACGUUCCACUGCCACUUCAAAGAUGGCACCACGUUCCAGGAGGCCACGCUGCAGCUGAGGGUGGCAGGGCUCGGCUCGGAGCCCACAGUCUCCGUACGAGUUGACCAGGACAAAGGUGUGCGGGCAGAGUGCACCUCAGCAGACUGGUACCCAGAGCCCCAAGUCGAGUGGACAGACUUCAAGGGACAGAUCCUGCCUUCCGUGACCAAUCUCUCGGCCUCGCCAAUGACUGGCCUCUGGACUGUGGCAUCCAGUGUGACCGUCCAGCAGGACAGCGUUGUGGAGGACCUCUUGUGCUCCAUCUCCAACCCCCUCCUCUCGAAGAGGAAGGUGGCCAAGAUCCUGCGGUCCGCUUCCUUUUCUAGAAGGUUCUGGUCCACAGCGGAGUGGAGAAUAGCCCUGCCUCUGACCCUCGCUGCAGUGGCGCUCAAAGUAGCCACAGUCAUCUGCAUCUUCUGGAAGCUGCAAAGGGAAAAGAAUGGGAAGCGGCUGGAAGAAGAGAGACUGCGUGCAGCAAAGGCGCAGGAUUCGCAAGCCAGCAGGAACGGGGACUCGCCACUCCACGAGAGAUGGCAAGAGGAGCUUGGCUGGAGAGACAACGGCCUCGUCUACGUGAGCCCAUCCCUGGACCCCGACACUGCAAGCCCCAAACUCGCCCUGUCUGAGGAUGGGAAGAGUGUGAGGCGCCAGCCCUUGGAGCAAGAGCUGCCGGACGACCCUGGCCGAUUUGACCUGGACCCCUGCGUGCUGGGCCAGGAGCAGCUCUCCGCCGGGAGGUACUACUGGGAAGUCCAGGUGGGGCGCAGGAAGGCCUGGACCCUGGGCGUGUGUCUGGAGAGUGUGGGUCGGAAGGGAAGGGUCCCCAAGUCCCCCCAGCACGGGAUCUGGGCCUUGGAGUUGUAUAAGAAAGUGCUCUGGGCCCUGGCCUUCCCGAGGGUCCGCCUCCACCCUCCCGAGCUCCUGUGCCAGGUGGGCAUUCUCCUAGACUGUGAUGCCGGCAGGGUGUCCUUCCACCACGUAGCAGAUGGAUCCCUGGUCUACGUGUUCACUGGGCUCCCUAUCUCAGCCCCCCUGCGGCCAUUCUUCUGCCUCUGGACACACGACCCCAGCCCCCUGACUGUCUGCUCAGGACACCAACCCCCAGAGGCCUCAGACCCACAGGGUCAGGGACAGGAGAGGGCCAGAGACCUGCCUCCAAUGGGAGAGACCCUCUCCAGCCCAGUCCAUCCCAGCGUGGUGUGAGACUCAUCCUGUCCCCUAAAACCCAGCUGGACCUCGCACAGGGCUGCAGCUUUGUGAAUUAUCCCACUUUACCUUCAGUUUUCUCCUCUGCAGAAUGAUAACAAUAUAUUAUGGGCUGCAUUGUGCCCCUGCCCCAAACUCAUAUGUUGGAGCCCAGGCCCCAGGACCUCAGAAUGGGGCUGUAUUUGGAGAUGGGGUCUUUAAAGAGGUAAUUAAGAUGAAAUGAGAUCACGAGGGUGGGUCCUUAUUCCAUAUGACUAAUGUCCUUAUAAGAAGAGGAGAUCAGGACUCAGGUACACAAAGGGGGACAACCAUGUGAAGACACAGGGAGGAGACCACCAUCCACACACCAAGGGGAGAUUCCUCAGGAGAACUAGUCCUGCUGCUCCAGGACUGUUUAAGCCCCAAGUCUAUGAUAUUUGUUACACAGCCUGAGCUGACGGAGACACCAUAUUAUACACCAUUGGGUGAUUUGG